Stegostoma tigrinum is the source of this 4454-nucleotide messenger RNA. It is a transcript of the gene slc13a3, whose product is annotated as solute carrier family 13 member 3. The transcript is spliced from 13 exons. Gene Ontology annotation, molecular function: succinate transmembrane transporter activity; sodium:dicarboxylate symporter activity; citrate transmembrane transporter activity. Gene Ontology annotation, cellular component: membrane. Lineage: Eukaryota; Metazoa; Chordata; Chondrichthyes; Orectolobiformes; Stegostomatidae. The coding region runs from base 136 to 1923 and encodes 595 amino acids. The record is from RefSeq and is a predicted model, not a curated record. Gene Ontology annotation, biological process: monoatomic anion transmembrane transport; citrate transport.
UAGAAAACCCUUUGGACCGAGAGGUCAGGCGAUUUAGUUAAAGUCUCCGAGAAAGAUUCAAGUGCUCGCUGGCUGCGGCUCAGGUGGUACCGAGAGAGGAAUAGGGAACUGUGUACCAAGCCCAGCUACGGGAACAUGGAUAAAAUCGCCGUGGUCGCCAAGAAAGUUUGGUGUCUUCGCAAAAGUAUCGUGGUCUGCUUGGGACCUCUGGUCUUUUCACCGAUCCUCUUCACCACGCCUCCUAAGGAGGGAAGAUGCCUGUAUGUGAUUCUACUCAUGGCAACGUACUGGUGCACAGAAGCUUUGCCGAUCGCUGUGACAUCCCUGCUUCCCAUUAGCCUCUUUCCACUACUUGGUAUCUUACCAUCUUCCAAAGUCUGUCCUCAGUACUUUCUUGACACCAAUGCUCUCUUCUUGAGUGGCCUGAUCAUGGCAUUGGCGAUUGAAGAGUGGAACUUACACCGUCGAAUAGCAUUGGCUGUCCUUUUAUUUGUGGGAUUGUCUCCAUCUAUGCUUAUCCUGGGGAUGAUGAUGACCACAUGUUUUCUGUCAAUGUGGCUUAGUAACACUGCCACUACUGCCAUGAUGAUGCCAAUAGCCAAUGCAGUGCUCCAAAGCUUAUUUGGCAGUACUCCGAGGUCUGAUACGAUUAAAGAUGGCCUAGACACUAAAGACAAUACUUCAAAAGAGUCAUUACCUAAUGAGAUGUCAUGUUUUAUCAGCGAUGACAGCAGUAGCCAUCCACAGAAGUUGGAGACUGAUGCUAACUUUACAACAGCCCAACAGAGGAAGGAGAAGGAAAGCCAGAAGAGAUUGUGGAAGGGUUUCCUUGUCUGUAUACCUUACGCUGCAAGUAUCGGCGGCACGGCCACACUGACUGGGACAGCACCAAACCUGCUCCUACUUGGGCAGCUGAAAACAUAUUUCCCUGGUUGCAACAUGGUGAACUUUGCAUCCUGGUUUAUGUUUUGCUGUCCUGUAGCAAUCCUGUUCCUGUUUGCUGGUUGGCUGUGGAUUGCUUUCCUAUACGGAGGGCUCAAUCCGAGGUCAUGGACUCGGAAGAAAGCCGACAACACUGAGUCUCAAGCCAGGGUGAGAGCUAGAAUAAAGAAUGAUUAUGAAAAACUGGGACCAUUAACGUUUGCAGAAUGCGCUGUUUUGGUUUUCUUUGCUUUCUUUGUGGCUCUGCUUCUUACGAGAGAUCCAAAAUUCAUCCCUGGAUGGGCCAGUAUUUUCCCAAAAGGAUAUGUGUCAGACGCAGUGACUGGAAUGACAUUUGUUCUUGCGUUAUGCUUCUUUCCAUCUCAAAAGCCUUCAUUGAAGUGGUGGUUUGAUCCGAAAGCCUCAGGAAAAAUGAACCCACCACUGCUGAACUGGAAGAAAGUUCAGAAAGAAUUACCUUGGAAUGUGGUCCUACUACUUGGAGGAGGAUUUGCAAUAGCAAAAGGCUGUGAGGCUUCUGGACUGUCCAUCUGGAUAGGCAACCAACUUCAGCCAAUGGUGACUAUCAAGCCAACUACAGCGAUUAUCCUAAUCUGCUUGCUGAUAUCAUGUUUUACUGAGUUCGCCAGCAACACUGCUACAAUUGUAAUAAUGUUACCAAUUGUGGCUGAAUUGGCUUUGCACAUGAGGGUGAAUCCCCUCUAUCUGAUGGUCCCUGCAACUGUUGUAGGCUCCUACGCUUUCAUGCUUCCAAUAUCAACACCUCCAAACUCAAUUGCUUUUGCUACGGGCAAUCUAAAGGUCAUCGAUAUGGUGAAGUCGGGAAUUAUCAUGAACCUAUUGGGCAUCUUUCUGCUCUUGCUGGCCAUAAAUACCUGGGGUCUAUAUGUGUUCGAGCUGUCCACUUAUCCUGACUGGGCCAGAAUCCACGCACAGGAUGUCCAGAAUGGCACCAUGAUCUCCCUGAAUGGAACCAUAUAAUACAUGCCAACACUGCGAGACGUCAAGUCACAAAACUUCCAAGGUCAAUGAUAUAAUGUUGCCAAAGUGAACCAACCAUUGAGAAAUUAGAUUGGAUCCAACUGUGAGGGCGUGAAAAAGACCUGAACAAUUUACACAUAAAAAUUGCUGUAUGCUAAAUUAAAUAUUAACUUUUAUGUUGGAUAUAAAGCCCUAAUAGUUUUUUCUUAAAAGGAAAUGGUUUAAACUUGUUUCUUUUGCCUCUAAUUGUAAUGGCUAAAAUGUACUUUACCGGGUGAAUUGAAGUUAAAACAUUUCGAAGGAAAGAGGCGUCUUCACAUAUUCAGUCACUGAUUGGCCAGCUUCGCUUCAAUGUUGUGCAAAGCAAUGAGUUAAUUUGCUUUUUUCUCAGUUCUAAAUAUUGUCCAUCAUUAGUGAGUUAAUCAAGGACUAUGGGGUCAAGGCUGGAGAACAGGGUUGACAAUAUAUAAGCCGUGACUGGCUUAUAGAGCAGACUUGAUGGGCUGAAUGGCCUCAUCUUCUCCUAUAUCUUAUGGUCUAAAUGUCACUAAGUUAAAUCUCUGCAUUUAGCACAGUAACAAAGGAACAGUAAUGGAACACAAUGUACAGAAUGGGCCAGAUUUUCAUCUUCAGGGUGAAAUUUGAGAGUCAGGAGGUUCCUCAACUUUGCUGUUCAAUCUCCUAACUGGCAGUGCCCGCCAGUGCUAUCUUCAGGCCGUAACAGACCCAUGAUAGGGGUGAGGAUAGUGCAUACUGUGGUAGCUAGUUUAAACAAUUCAUCUCUUUCUGUUCACUGGCAUGUCAGCUCAGUUCUGGAGAUGAAUGUAGGCUCCCCAUAGCUUUCAACCCCUACUCCCUCAACCCUUCACCAGCCACUUCUCCCUUCACCUCCCAUGUCCACCCCCAUAUUUUCCAUGGCUCUCUCACACUCCCAUUGCCCUAGUCAUGCCCCUCAUCCACCAUUCCACUUCAAUCCCUUAGCCCCCGAUUAAGCCAUAAACUUUCAUCCCUGCAAGCAUCCCCUUAUACACACCAAACCCACUCAUUUAGUAUCCACAAUAAACAAAACUCACAAACUCUAAGGUAAUGUUUGGAAGUUUUUGAAAAACUCAUGACUUUCAAAAUACACAAACAUUAAUGGAUAACUACUUGAACAACCAUUAUCCUUAUAAAAACUCAUAAAACUGUCAAAAUAGACUCAGUUUCUCCUUGACAACUGCAGACCACAGCCCAUUAAUGGAUCGGAAGGUAAUCAGGCAUUCAUUUUGACUUUGCAUCAAAUGAUGUAUAAACAACCUCUGCUGGGUAAAUCAUUUAGAGAAUUUGAACACCACUGGAAGUACAAAGGAUUAUGUAAGUUUUAAAACAGGUUUAAUUACAGGAUGUGGACAGCAGCAGUUCAAGAAGGUAGCUCACGACCAUCUGUGGAUGGGCAAUACAUACUGGCCAGCUAGGGACACCUAUGUCCCAUGAACAAAUAAAAAGAUGGUUCAGCUGAACGUCAAGCAAAAACUUAAAACAAUAGGAUAAUUUCAUACAAAGAAAUCCGGAUUUCAACAGUUUACAACGUGGGAUAGUAAUUUACCCAGUAGGUAAUGUAUUCUAAUGGAUGGGAAGGCAUUCCCACUUUCAACAUGCCCCUCUUUUUAUAACCGCUUGCCAGUUUUCAGACAUAAGCUGGCAAUUAAAUUAUGUAAUGAUCAAUGACUACUUCAAAACAAAAUGCAAUGGCCAAUCACUGCAGUAAAACCAAAUAUAACUUACGCUACAUCAUUUCAUUAUGACAUGUGAAGUGUGCAGCAACUUAUGUGCUGACUUUAGAAUGCUCCCACCUCCAGACCAUGGGUCCUUCAUGGUUUGCAACAUCUGGUCAUUUACUUUGCCCAUCAAAGCCUCCAACCUCCGUCAAAAUUGUGGAAAUUUAGAAAUGUCCAUGUCCAAAAUGCAAUGGCACAGGUAUAUCACAUGUCACUUCCAAUCGAAUGUUCAAUGAAGUUGGCUCUUUUCAACAACUUGAUCAUCACACAAUUUAUGUGGGUGUGUGAAUCAUCUGCAAAGCAAGUGGAGUGAAAACAGAGCCUUUAGUUUAGUCAGGAUUUCUCUCAAAUUUUGACACGAGGGUCUCCUGGUUUGCAAACCAAAUUUUGCAGUUCAUUCAUGAAAACUAGAGAGCAAAUUAUAUUUAUGGAUGUAUUAUAGUUGGUAAAUUAUCGUAAUAUUUUCCCACUAAGGAAUAGCGAACUUUAUGGUACUGAAGACCCAUUUUGAAACAUCUAAGAAGUUCAAGUUAAAUUGUCCGCUCAUAACAAUGUAAAAAGUCAGAAGUCACACCAACACCAGUCACAGGCACCUGAUGAGGGAGCAGAGCUCCGAGAGCUUGGGUUUCAAAUAAACCCAUUGCACUGUAAUCUGGUGUCGUGUUAGUUCUGACUUUGCCCAAUCCUGUCCAACACUGGCACCUCCACAUCACGGCUAACAAUGUAAAAAGCUGCAGUGUUUCUAAGAUUGCCAGUUAAACAGAAAUUAUGAGA